Messenger RNA from Pungitius pungitius (ninespine stickleback), 1821 nucleotides. RefSeq lists its product as uncharacterized. Gene Ontology annotation, biological process: regulation of extrinsic apoptotic signaling pathway. The record is from RefSeq and is a predicted model, not a curated record. NCBI's taxonomy places the organism in Eukaryota, Metazoa, Chordata, Actinopteri, Perciformes, Gasterosteidae. The coding region runs from base 267 to 1331 and encodes 354 amino acids. The transcript has 6 exons.
CAGCCGAAACCAAAAACAAGUGCGAGAAAAAAACCGAAAAGCAGGAAGUGUUUUGGCCCUUUCCGACCUCCUUCUCAGUAGCCGUGCCGUGACGUCACGCGGCUCCAGGUGAGGAGAAGGGGCGAGCACGUGACCAAAUAUGGGCGGAGGAGGCGCGCAGGUGGACUUGCUGCGGAGUGUCCCUCCGCGGGACGCGUAGCUCGCGAUCACUCGCUGGAGACACAGGUCCUGAGGAGGCUGCGGGAGGACGAGUAGUAGCCGAAACCAUGGCAACCCACCCGAGGGCACAAAGGCCUCCUAACGGCCAGCUGAUCUCAGUUCCUCACAAGGACACGCUCCGUCUGCUGGAGGUCUACGUCAAGCGCAGCCUCAGCCUCAAUGACGGGGCACUGGCCGACAAGAGGCCGGGGGGGAAAGAAAAGUGGGUGACCAUGCCGAGGAAGCUGAGGCGACACUCCAGCGACCCGUCACUCCGCUUGGCCGAUGGACCCGAGCAGGAAAUCGGUCCGUAUUCCGCAGCCGAUCCGGCCCCGGAGCGGCCUCAGACUUGUCCGGAGGAACCACCGAAACCAAUGAAGAAACCAAAGAAGAACAAGAAGCCGUCCCUGUGGAAAAGCUUCCUGGGGAUUUUCUCCCGGAAGUCCGGCGAGGAGAAGGACGAGGCGGCGGACGGCGCUCCGGAGGUAGCCGAGGCGGCGGCCUCUGACGACGCGACCACCUGCCUGCCCUCGAUUCAAGUCUCUUCACAGAAGAAGAAGUCCUCGAGGAGUAAAUCCCUCAGAAGAAGGUUCUCCAAAAGGCGAUCUCUGACGAAAUGGGACAAACCGACGAAAGAGGUCAACCACGCUGACAUCACUCGAGUUGAAGCUGUGGAAUCGACGUAUCACUACUACGAGACGGUGUCAGAGGAGCUGGAGAAAAUUCUCCACGAGGUUCAGGAAAAAGAGGAAGUGGUACCGCUCUCAGAUGGGGAAGUGAUUGACAGGAUCAUUGCGUUGACAAAGGAGGAGGGUGAUGCCAUAGAUUGCAAGCUGAGAGACAACCCCACCCUGAGCAACUUCUUCAAAGGGAUGUCCUACUCCUCCUUCCAGAAGUUGGCCGAUGCCUACCUGGAGACGGAGGCGACGCCGACCCACAAUCCCCCCACCGUCCUGCCGACGGCCCCCGAGCUGGUCAAGCUGGCCUUCACGCUGGACUUUACGGCCCGGAUAGCCGGGCUCUCCAAACAGAACGUAGGACACAUCACGGGCCUGGGGAACCGCUAUCUGCACGACCGCUUUGAGUACCAACAGGCGUGUUCUGGCCAUCCGGGGUCGGACAGCGAGGACUGAGAGGCCUCAACCCGUCUCUGCACCACAGAUGUGGUUCAGGAUGUUUUGCAAUAAGUUUCUCACAAGCAAACACUCGUUUUUAGCCUGCGUUCGUUUUCAUGAUCACUUGCCAUUUCCUGUUUUGUUUGCUUUUGUGAGAAAAAAAAAAGCACGUUGAACGGCUUUGUUCGAUUUAUAUGUUUAUUUUUCAAAGGGUUGACUGGACAAUCAACUUAUUAUAUUUAAGAAAAGCGGAUUCUACCAUUUUAAAUGAAGAUAUUCUGCACUUAUUUAAUUAUAUUUGUUCUUCCCAUUGAUUUGUAGUGAUACAAACCAGUGACCUUUGUAUAUAAGAUAGAUACCUUUUGUAUAAUAUUUGUUUACAGAUUUUAAUAUAAGCCAAACUUUGUUUAAUAGAAGCUCCCCUGAAAUGUGACAUCCAAAUUGUGUUGUGUUGAAUGCUGGCAUUCAUAUAACGUACACAAAAUAAAUAUGUUUAAUUUAAUGCUUA